Pelagomonas calceolata is the source of this 996-nucleotide messenger RNA. The record is from the annotation of a GenBank genome assembly. NCBI's taxonomy places the organism in Eukaryota, Pelagophyceae, Pelagomonadales, Pelagomonadaceae.
AUGAGCCGAACCGGAGACGAGACGCCGACGGUGGAGGGCGCUUUCAUCCGCAUCCGCGCAUUGGGCCACGCCGUCGCCUACGCCGGCGUCCGCGUACAGGAGGGCACGACGGCGGCAGAGACCAUUGAACUCGUAGCCAAAAAGCUGCGCAUGAGCGAGGACGAGCGGCUGUCGAAGCGCCUCGUCUGCGCGUACCCCGUCGAGCGCCGGUCGGCGCGCCAGCCGCGGCCGCGCGGCGCGCCGCCGCCGCCGCGGCGCGAGAACGUCGUCUGGCGCGUGCGCACGCUGCUGCGCGCCGACUCGGUCCUCGCCGCGCGGCGCAAGGCGCUCCUCGCCGCGGCGGGCUUCGACGCCGACGACGACGUGCGCUUCUACCUGCACGACGCCGACGCGCCACCUUUAGAUUUUGAGCUGCCGCACGCCGACGACGCGUCGGGGUCCGACGCGUCCGACGACGAGUCCACGAAGGCCAUGGCCGUCGUCGACCGGCGCUGGCUCGAGGACGACGCGACGACGGUGGGCUCGCUCCUGAAGCUGUCGUCGCGCGACCCGAACCUUUGGAGGAGGCGGACGUGUGUCGUGUGUCGCGACCGGCUCUGGUUCUGGCGCGCGGAGCUGGCGCCGGACCCUGCUCUUGUCGUGCCUGAGGAAGGCGAGGCGCCCGAGGUCGCCUGGGGCCGCGCGCUCGACGCCGAGGCCCUCGAGCGCAGCACCUGCGCGCACGUCGACCUGGCGGGGGGCCACGUCGCCGAGUCCAUCUUCCACCGGCGCGCGGCGCCGCACGCGCUCGACGUGGCGACGGCGACGCGGACGUGGACCUUCCGCUGCGCGGACCAGAAGGAGCGCGCGAAGUGGCUCAAGGCGCUCCGGGCGGCGACGGCCGCGGCGACGCGGCGGGCCCGCGCGGCGUCGGGCGACGGCGACGCGCCCGAGGAGGAGCCGCCCGCCGAGAGCGCGUUCUCGUCCGCGCUGCGGUAUAUUGGGUUCGCGAAGUAA